UCUGCUAAUGGCCUUUGUGUGAAGGCGGGGAGGACUCGUCUCGGUAAGGCUGCUGAUUAGCAACAAACAGAAGGUUACGAGUUUUAGAAAUUGGAACAUUUGACUUCCGAGACUGUCUUUGCGGCGACGGGAGCGGCCGCCAACUGUACCGGACGUCUAACCGGAUCUUGUUGUGUCGCUUUUGAGCUCGACCCGCCGGCCAGUUUUUGCUACAUUUUUCUGGCUCGUCGACAAGACAAACCCUCGCUUCGGUGGGGUCGUUUCCAAAGUGGCGAUGCUGAGCCGAUAGCUGCGUCAUCAUGUCGCUUCCGACUCGAGUUGUCGAAAAGAAAUCUCAAGUUAACGCCGGAGGUGAGGCUGCCCGCCGUCAUCCAGCCCCGGAGGCCACUCCCGACCCCUGAGGUAGAUGGGAGGCGAGCUGUUGUCGCUGCCGGUCGGGUUCACGGUGACUCCGCGGUCGCUGGGAAACUGGUGACUUUACAUCACUUGGCUCGGGCGUCUCGUUGGCGCGAUACUCGCCCGCGACACUGCAUUCACUACCCUCACGUCACGCUCGGAUGGACGGGCCAACAUUUUAUAUCGACGAAAAUAUGACAAACAUAUGACCAAAAAAAAAAAAAAUGCUCAAAGUGGAGCUGGAUUUAAUAUUGUAAAGGGAUGUUCGCCACAACUGUUAGGAGAGUGAGACGUGAUGCUCUCACUGACAGUUAGGGUGCGUUACACAGCGGGACCCCCUCGUGAAGUGCUGACCCCCCCACCACCACCACCAUCUGGUGGAGACUUUCUUCGUGAGCUUUUAAAAGAUGAGAGACUGCGGUUCAUUUGAGCUAACUGGCUAAGGAUAUGUCUGACUGCUAGCGGGCUGUUUGAGUGGGCUCGUAUCGUCGGGUCUGUUGUCUGCUGUCACCGCAUCCACGUGGACUUUGUUUCAGGCUCGGUGGGUAAAGUUUCGGCGACCCCAGCGCAGCAGUAACGUCGCCGGGGAGUGUGUGUGUGUUUUAAAAAAUAUAUAUCUAUUUUUUUAUUAUUUAAGCCUGGAUGAAGUUAAACACGCAUCGGAGUAUAAAACCUGUUAAAAUGGCCGGCACCCGCACCGAUGCCCGUUACGCGAAGGCAGCGACGUGUUGUCCGUCCAAACCUCGGUCGGAUGGAGGCCGAGACCGAGCCGGAGGGAUGGAGCCCGCCGGGAACUCGACGGGGCGUGGACUUCCCGCACGGUGGUCGCCCAACUUCGAGAUGAUAGACGGGCUGCUGUAUCGCAAGAAGCUGGAGAAGGGCUUCUUCAACUACCGAGAGGUCUUGGAUGAGGGUCGGAGACUCGAGGCCCUCUCCACCUUUCACCGGCGGCGGCUCGGUCAGCGCCACCUCUCCCUGGAGGAGACGUACAAAUGCGUGGCUGAAAACUACUGGUGGGAAGGGAUGUACUUCCAGAUCAGAGAUUUCGUCCUGGGCUGUCUAGAAUGCCAACGCACCAAGAAAACAGAGGAGCCGGGUGGCAGAGGAUGUGUCACAAAGACGAUGGUGUCACACAGCACCGACAUGCUGAGCAAGCUGAGGAGUCAGCGGGAGGCGGGGCAGUUCUGUGACAUUACACUGCGGACAAACGGGCGAUCCUACGCUGCCCACCGAGCGGUCCUGGCGGCCGUCAGCGACCACUUCCAGGAAAUCUUCACAGAAAUGGACUCUAACAUAAAAGCAGACAUAGAUCUCACUGGUUUUAGUGAGGACAGCCUUCUGUCUCUGCUGGAUUUCUCCUACUCCUCCACUCUGUGUGUUCGCCAGGAGGACCUACCUGAAGUCAUCGCCAUGGCCCGUCACCUGGGCAUGUGGCCGGCAGUGGAAGCCUGCUCUGCUCUCAUGAAAGAGCAGGAGCAGAAACCCCAACCUGGCAAGGACUUUACCUCAGCCUGUGCUGGUGCAUGUCAUAAGCGCUACUGCCAGCAGAGGGAAGGCAAAAGGAAAAGGGUCUUCGGAUUAGAGGACAAUGUGAACAACAGGUUAAGUCUAACGCUAGAUGCUUCAGAAGAGUCUUUAGAAGCAAGUCCGAGGCGAAACCUGCGUAGAACGGCGAAAGCCCAAGGCCACAACGGGCUCCCUCUUAGCCCCUCGCACCGAAUGAAGCUCAUGGACUUCAAGUCUCCCUCGUCCAAGAAAGCUACCGCACCUCGACACACCAUAACCAACCCACAGUCACAGAAUUACGCUCGCAUAUCGCCAUCGAACACCCGUCUUCUUCGCUCCACUCCUGGGGCUGCCAAAGAGGUUCAGAGACUGCUGCCCAUGCCAGAGAGCCCUCGACGAAACAGAAAGACGGACUCCAUCAGCCAGCGCUCUCGCAACUCCAUAUCAAGGGUUGCGAAGAUCGCCGUGUGCAGCCCUGUGAGGAUAAAGCAGGAAGUAGAGGACGUUGGCGAGGAUGAACGGGAUAAUGCGAGAGCACAGGAGAAGUACAAGCUGAUGAAUGUUCUCGGCUUACAAAGGACCGCCCUCCUCCCCAGACCAGAGGAUCUAAUUGGCUGGAGACAGAAGAAACGACUGAGGAAGCUGAAGGCGAACAACUAUUCCCUGACAAAACGGCGGAAACCACGCUCCACCUCCCCAGGACUACCAUAUGGGGCUUUGACCCUCUCACUGCCCCUCUGUAACCCCAUUAACACUCACCUCCUCAACAAGUCUGUAAAGACCAAGCCGGUCAGCAAAGAGCAGAUGACCGCGAAGAGGCCAAAGGCCGCCCCGCGACAUGUCCCUCCAAGUGACAGGAGCAUGCGAAGUCAAGGUGUGUUGCCAGACAUGUUCCAGCCGGCGUCCCGGACCCCCUUUGGUGGGAGGGAACUCAGGCGGUCGGUGAGGAUGGGUGGCGGUGCCCACCUGCCUGCCCAGCAGCCUCGGCGACGCAACGCCAACAAAACUGUUGUGAGAAAUCCAGUCAGGAUCAAAUCGGAACCGGCUGAAUACUCCGUCUCAGGCUGCCCUCUUUCAUCAAACAAUCUCUGUAGCCACACGCCUCACCGAGCACCGCCGUCACACGGGACACAAGCCGAAAAUAUGGUCGCGGCAGAGAAGGUCAAAACGCUGCGUUACAACAGCAGCCGACCAGCUCCAAAGGCCAAGCUUAGGCGAGGCUCCACAAGGGAGGUGGGGAAGACAAAGUGUGAGCCCGGGGAGGAGGGUCGGACGAUUGGGGUCACGGAUCCUAGUCCGACAGUGAAGGUUAAUGAACCUGGUGGGCUCCAGUUUUCAGAGCAUGCGUCUCCGGCGUCCAUCUACAACCACCCUCUGUACAAAGUCAUCAAAGAGGAGCCGGCCGAUCCCGUGCCAGUCGGAGUACCUUUCUCUGACCCUCCCUCACCGGACCUGGGCAAGCGCCAGAGCAAGCCCCCCAUCAAACUACUAGACUCUGGCUUUCUUUUCAGCUUCUGUCGGCCUGCAGGGGGGCCAAUGGCGGGGCUCAAGAAGGAGGAGGAGAGCGUCGAUAUCUGCUUGACGCGCUCCGUGUCACAAGUUGGGGAGAAGUUUGGUGCGGAGGAGUCUCCCCACAGGGCGCUGAGAGCCAGGGGGCCGGCCACCCUGCCUGUGGCGAAGGAGAAGAGCGUGAGCCAAAGCAAGGUUCAGAGACCCAGGAAAAACUCCCGACAGCUGGGCAAAUCUGUCGAGUCAAAGGCCAUAAGGACCAUGCCAAAGCAGCAAGGUGCUCUCCCUCUGAGCAGCAGGAGCUGCGUCGUGCUGGAUGCUGCCAGUCGGGCGAGGCUAAGGCAGCUCAGAGGGCCUCGUAGUCAAGUCCCAAAAGCGGCCCACGACUGUGUGCAGUGCUCGACCUCCUACAAGGACUGUGAUGCUCUAAUCAUGCAUCGCCUCAGGCACAUCGAGGGCAAGCACUGGCCUUGUCUGCUCUGCAGUAAGAUGUUCUUUCGACUGAGGAAUGUACGGAACCACAUCCGCACCCACGACCCCAAGUUGUACAAAUGUCGGAGCUGCAUUGCUGCCGGUUCCUGAGGCACCUGGAGGGUCCGCUCGGGCGGGGAGACCGAGGAUUUAAGGCUGUCAGCGUGCGACGCCAGAGGCACGUGAUCGAUCAGCAGCUUGUACAUAAUGCAUCAGUCACACACAAGCACAACGGGCUUUGGAAAGGCAUAAUUACUCCGAUUCUAAUCGAUUGCCAAUGAUCGCUAAUGUUAAUUAAAUAACCAAACUUAGGUUGCUGGUCCUCUUUGUGUUUCCGUAGCAACAGAAGGUUAAACUUGAACAUUACACUCAGGGGGUGGGGAAUGUGAUGCCACGGUAUAAAAUGAUUUAACGUCACAGUUGUGUAUAAAAUGAAAUGUAAAGUGAUUAUUAUUAUAACUAUUCCUGCUACUUUAUUGUUGUUAUUUUUCUAUGUAUAGAUGAAUUUUGAGUGCACUUAUAUAUCGACGCUUAUGUUGUAAACCUAAGAAGUGGUGAUUUGAAAUUUGAAGGUUUUGGAGUCCGCGGGUGGGAAAACUUGAAGCGAUUUUGAAAGAGCUGGAGGGAAUACUUGAAGUUGGCGGGGGUCCUCGGCGUGAGACGGUCUCUGGGUGCUUCAGUGGGUCUUUGUCCUUUUUUUUUUUCUUUUCGGUGUGCUAACUUUUAAACCACUUGACCGGUCGGCCCCUCCUCGAGUAUUUAUCUCUCAUAGCCGGCGAGCCGGGGAUUUGACUCCGGGCUGGUAUGGCGACGCCACUGCAUGUGUAUCUGCAGGCCGUUUGUGGUCCACUGUCUUUUCUAAGGCUGCCGAUUUUUUUUUAAAAAGGGAAAUGUGUCUUGGUUUUUAAAUGUGAAUUUCUGAUUCUCGUAAUCAACACAGCUGUGUCAUUGCAGAUGUUUUAUUGAUCGCUUCCACUUUGAUCCAAGAAGAAAAAAAAGACACGCGUCGUCUUGUUCUGCUAAAGAUUCCCCUCCUACUGAAUACAUGCAAUGUGUUCACAUUAAGAGAUAUUUAAGUUUAACAAAUUGAUUUUAGAAAUAAAUGAGCUGUCUCUUGCUAUCUGUUUUAAAAAGACUGAAUAAAUUGUUGCCUUUUUA
This is a messenger RNA of Cyclopterus lumpus (lumpfish), 5040 nucleotides long. RefSeq lists its product as uncharacterized. Gene Ontology annotation, molecular function: DNA-binding transcription factor activity, RNA polymerase II-specific; RNA polymerase II cis-regulatory region sequence-specific DNA binding; protein binding. Lineage: Eukaryota; Metazoa; Chordata; Actinopteri; Perciformes; Cyclopteridae. The transcript is spliced from 7 exons. Gene Ontology annotation, biological process: regulation of transcription by RNA polymerase II. Bases 1039 to 3993 code for a protein of 984 amino acids. The record is from RefSeq and is a predicted model, not a curated record.